This is a messenger RNA of Orbicella faveolata, 1353 nucleotides long. RefSeq lists its product as uncharacterized. The record is from RefSeq and is a predicted model, not a curated record. NCBI's taxonomy places the organism in Eukaryota, Metazoa, Cnidaria, Anthozoa, Scleractinia, Merulinidae.
AUGAGUCGCCAUCCGGAUCCCACACAAUCGCAGGCUUCCAACCAUUUAUCAAGAGUUGAUGCCUAUAUUAACUUUGUAACUAAUAAUGCUGUGCCCCAUGCCGUUACGCUUCAAGAAGUAAAGGAUGCGACAGCAGCUGAUGAAGCAUUGCUGAGUCUAGCAAGAGUGAUAGCAACUCAAAAGUGGCACGAGGCUGGAAGAGAUGUCAGUCAGUAUCAGCAGAUCAAGCAGGAGUUUUCAGUAUCAAAUGACGUAAUUCUGAGAGGGACCCGCAUAAUAGUUCCCGAGAAGCUUCGAGAUCGAAUGAUUAUGCUGGCUCACAGAGGACACCAAGGAAUUGUCAAAACCAAGCGUCUUUUGCGAGAUUCAGUCUGGUUUCAAAGGAUAGACAGAAUGGUCGAGGAAGUUGUCAAAGGGUGCCUACCGUGCCAAACUGCGAUCCCUGAUCCAAAGCCAGUAUGCGAACCUCUGCAAAUGUCCCCCCUACCACUAAGCCCAUGGCAAGAGCUCUCCAUAGAUUUCUGUCGCCCCUUUCCAAGUGGAGAUUACUUGCUCGUCGUGACUGACGACUUCAGUCGGUAUCCAGAAGUUGAAAUUUUGAGGUCAACAUCAGCAAAGGCAGUGAUUCCUCACCUUGACAGCAUAUUUGCCAGGCAAGGGAUCCCCGAGACAGUAAGAACAGAAAAUGGUCCACCAUUCAAUAGUGAAAGUUUUCAGAUGUUUGCCACUCAACUUGGUUUCACACAUCGCAGAAUAACUCCUGAAUGGCCCAGAACAAAUGGAGAGGCGGAGAGGCUGAUGAAGACACUGGAGAAAGCAAUUAGGACAGCUGUCGUUCAAGGCAAGAACUGUAAACAAGAGUUGUCCACCUUCCUUCGACAGUACAAGGCCACCCCUCGUAACACCACAGGGAAGUCUCCUUCGCAGUUGCUGAAUGGACGAAAACUCAAGUCCACAUUACCUCUGGUGCAGUUUGAUCAGGCAUCCCCAGAGAUCAGACGGGCUGAUGCUAAGAGAAAGGAGAAGAUGACAGAGUAUGCAGACAAGUGCAACCAUGCCAAAAACACAGACCUGAACGUUGGUGACAAAGUAUUGAUAAAGCAACAAAAGCAGAACAAGACGUCUACACCCUUCAAGCCUGAGCCAUUUGAGACCACAGACAAGAAAGGAAGCAUGAUUACAGCCCAAAAUGCAGAACACACCGUAACAAGAAAUCCGUCAUUCUUUAAAAAGCUGCCUUCUAACAUACCUGUACAUCCCGAGGAAGAACAGUCUACACCCUUCAUUGAUGCAGCAGAAGCAGUUGAACCAACUGAGACAGUCGAAGCGCCUACAGUUACACCAGUUGAAUAA